GCCGGGGCGGGGCCUGGGGCCGGGCCGGCAACAUGGCGGAGGCGGAAGGGGAGAGCCUGGAGUCGUGGCUCAAUAAAGCCACUAACCCAUCUAACAGGCAAGAAGACUGGGAAUACAUCAUCGGAUUCUGUGACCAGAUCAACAAAGAACUUGAAGGGCCACAGAUAGCUGUGAGACUCCUGGCUCAUAAAAUCCAGUCGCCGCAGGAAUGGGAGGCAGUCCAAGCUUUGACAGUGCUAGAAGCUUGUAUGAAGAACUGUGGGCGAAGAUUUCAUAAUGAAGUAGGGAAGUUUCGCUUCUUAAACGAGUUGAUAAAAGUCGUGUCUCCAAAGUACCUGGGAGACCGAGUCUCAGAGAAGGUGAAGACCAAAGUCAUUGAGUUGCUGUACAGCUGGACAGUGGCACUGCCAGAAGAAUCCAAAAUCAAGGAUGCCUACUACAUGCUGAAGCGACAAGGGAUUGUUAUGUUUGAUCCUGUAAUUCCUGCAGACCGAACCCUGAUUCCUUCUCCACCGCCUCGUCCCAAAAACCCUGUGUUUGAUGAUGAAGAGAAAUCUAAGCUUCUAGCCAAGCUCCUGAAAAGCAAAAACCCAGAUGAUUUACAAGAGGCCAACAAACUUAUCAAAUCCAUGGUAAAAGAGGAUGAGGCUCGGAUUCAGAAGGUCACAAAGCGCAUGCACACGCUGGAGGAAGUGAAUAACAACGUGAAGCUGCUGAAUGAGAUGCUGGUUCAUUACAGCAAAGAGGAAUCAUCGGAGGCUGAUAGGGAGCUCAUGAAGGAGCUCUGUGAAAGGUGUGAAACCAAAAGAAGGACAUUAUUCAAGCUGGCCAGUGAGACAGAGGAUAAUGACAGCAGUUUGGGGGAUAUUCUGCAGGCCAGUGACAAUCUGUCCCGUGUGAUCAAUUCCUAUAAGAAGAUCAUAGAGGGCCAAGUGCUCAAUGGUGAAGUGGAUCUGCCUGGGAUGUCUGUAGUAGAAGGGAGUAACUCCACCAGUAACCUCAACACCCUCAUUGACCUGGCUGGACUGGACGUCAGCAGCACCCCACCACCUCCACUGCCACCCAGCACCCUGACACCAGCCCCCCCAGCCGAAAUCCCCAUCCUCCCACCUCCUCCCCAGGCAUCUGCACCCCUGAGGAGCAGCUCCUCUGGCCAAGUGGAAGCUGCACCCGCUCAGCAGAGCAGCAACUCCCUGUCCUUGCUGGAUGAAGAGCUGCUGUGCUUAGGCCUGAAUGACCCUGCCCCUGCAGCAGCAAAGGAGACCUCAGAAAACAACCAGUGGAGCAUGUUUGAGAAUGACCAGCUGGACCUGGAUUUCUUUAACCCGAAGAUGGUGACUGUUGCUUGCAACCCCGCAGGGAACCCUCUUCUCCAUCAUGCAUCCCAGACCUCGUGUGGAACGUCAGUGACGCUGCCUUCUGCUUUCACAGCUUCUCAAACUGCUCCCAGCAUCGCAGCACCAAACUCGGCACCGUUUGUAUUCCCUGCUGGACCAGCUGCCCCUGUGGGGCCUCCUAAGACUAUUCCAGCUGCUCCUGCGUACUUCAACUCGUCUGUGGGGAGCAAUAUGUCACAUAAGAUGGAUGCAUUGGGACAACUCCUUGAAGAAGCCAAAGGGACUGCCACCCAAGGCAUGGUGACACCCUCGGCGUUCCCUGGGGCUGCUUUGCCAACCACUGUCACCUCUGCCCCAUUGAUAGCGCCUGCAGGGCCUCCAGCCACUGCCCCUGUGGCCCCUCCAGUUCCCUUCCCAAGCAGCUGCCCUGCUGGCUCAGGAAGCCCUCUCUUCCAGCCAGCAUCAUUCCAGCAGCAAGGCAGUCCCAUGAAAGCACCUGAGAUUUCCUUGGCCAAUGUCCACGUUCCCUUGGAAUCCAUCAAACCCAGCAGUGCCCUCCCAGUGACAGCCUAUGACAAGAACGGCUUCCGGAUCCUCUUGCACUUUGCCCGGGAAUGCCCGCCGGGAAGGUCGGAUGUGCUGGUGGUGGUGGUCUCCAUGCUGAACACAGCACCGCUCCCUGUGAAGAACAUCGUGCUCCAGGCUGCUGUGCCAAAGUCCAUGAAAGUGAAGCUCCAGCCACCCUCUGGCACGGAGCUGUCUCCGUUCAAUCCCAUCCAGCCGCCUGCUGCCAUCACCCAAGUCAUGCUCCUGGCAAACCCUGCCAAGGAGAAAGUGAGGCUCAGAUACAGACUGACCUUCACGCUGGGAGAGCAGCCCAGCACAGAGGUGGGCGAAGUGGAUCAGUUUCCCCCCGUAGAACAGUGGGGGAAUCUAUGACCUUGGGCCACUGGCAGAGACUGUGACAGGACCAGGAGAGGCUCCCGCAGGACUGGAAUGGCUGUGGUGUGGCGAGGGACACACGUGCUACCCACUGGUGAUGCUCAGCUUUGUUUACAUGCCCUGACCACUCUGCUUGUAGCUUUAGUCCAGAAUGGUUUGACCCACAUUGGAGGGGUCCUGGAACAUUUAUGCCAAGCAUGGACUGAGGUGGCAGCCAGUACCAGGCCAUGCUGGCUGCUUUCAUCUUGACCUCGGGGUGAGUCUGGUUCUAUCUUCCACUCCAUUGAACUUGAAGCUGUUGUAUGCUGAGGGCAGAGCUGUCAGCAGAGCGGGGUUUAGUUGGCUCGUUCCUGUCCUGCUGUCCAGGGAUACCACAGGCUGGUGGGGUGAUGAUGCCGUGAGCUUCCUCAGUGCAGAGCCCUUACACACGCCCUCCCUCGGACUCUCACCUCCUCAGUGCCACAUGGACCUGCUGAGCCUGUGGAGCAAUAACGCUGGAUCCGUGAGGGAAUGCUGAUGUUUUUACACUGGAAUGGCACUUAAAUCCCUUCCUCCCCCUCUGCUGCUUCACUCCCAACAGCCAACAUAAGCAGCCCCUUGCUCUGUGCUGUGUGCUGCUGCUGUCUUUAGUUGGUCUGUAUUUGACUUGCUGCCUCCCUUCUGUAUCCUCUCGAGGCAGCUGAGGUUUGGAUGCAGGUGGUUACAUUGGUUCAUGCCUUCAUCGCAUUCCCUAACGUGGGAAAAGCGGAACUGUGUAGCGAGGAGGUAAACAGGGCUGGGAUGGAGGGCUCAGUGUUGGUGGAGGACAGCACCUGGCGUGCAGGAAUGUCUUUACAAUCACUAAUCAGGUGCAGCGACUGAAUCCAGGGAUCAGGAGAUGCCUCUCGUGUCCCCUCAUGCAGGCAGUAUCAUUAUUGUAGUUGAAUACUGUGUUUUAUUGAGCUGCGUACAAUGACAUACAAGAUGUAAAUAAUAGAGCUAUAGGAUAUCUAAAUAGGAACAAGCAGGCAGUGAAUGGAAGGAAGCUCCUCUGGGCUGGGACGGUGCAUGUGUGGGGUUUGAUGCCCCGUUAAUGUAUUAAGUGGCCAAGUGCAAUUGUCCCUGCAAGGGGAAGCAGUUUUGCUGGAUGUUGGUGCUGUGUGCUACCAGGGGGCAGAAUCACAGAGUCACAGAAUGGUUUGGGUUGGAAGGGACCUUAAAGCUCAUCCAGUUCCAAUCCCCUGCUAUGGGCAGGGACACCAGCCACUAGAGCAGGUAGAAAAGCCAACCCCUUCCACUACAGAAGCAAGAUUUAAGUCACAAAGAUGUGAUUCCAGCAGUCCCUUCCUCUUCCGUGUCCAGUCUCCAGCAGUGCCCCAGUGAGCUUUGAGACUGGUUUUUAAUGGGUUUUUUAAUGUGCAUUGAUCACAGCACAGGUAGGGCAGGGCCUUGCACUCUGCUCAGUGCCACCAGGCAGCAGCUCUUACCAGAGCAGGGUGGGAGCUGUCAGCUGAAGCAUGGAAGAAACCCCUGCCUGAGACAGAACUGGAGGAGAAGGUGCUGCUGUAAACCCCAUGGCUGCCCACGCAGCUCAGUUGCGUGCAGCUGUGUUUCCUUCACUGUGCUGUAAAAUCACUGGAGGGGAGAAACUCGGUGGGUUUGAAGGUCUGAGGGCCCUGGUCAGGGCUGCAGAAACCCCUGAAGGAUGGAUCACAGCUCAGCUAGGGAACUUGCUGUAAAUGCCUGGGCUGAAGCUCGGGUUGUUGGCUGCCUAAAGAGCAGUUUUAACCCGAUGGACUAGGCUAGGGGACAAGGAGAGAAUUCUCUGUGCCUCAGCCAGCACUUUAGACACAGCAGGCACAGGAUGGUGCUUAGGAGGUGGCAGCGUGUCCUGAGGCAGUUUUCAGUGCUGGGGACACAGUAUGAGUCUCGCUGUGACUCUGGGGAGCUCAGAGGAGCACGGGUGCUCUGCGUCAGCGCUGCCUGCGCUGUGCAGCCGGACAGAGAGGCUUCCAGAGUCCUGCUCUGUGGAAACGUGUGGUUAUAAGCUUUGGAAAAGAAACCUCUGAAUGUUCCUUGUCUGUAGGGUGAGGUUCCUGCUCACCCCCGCAGCUGUAACUGUACAUACAUCUCCAAUGCAUUCGAUCUGCUGCAUGUGAAAUAAACUGAUUUCCCUACUUUGCUCUGUGA
This is a messenger RNA of Melopsittacus undulatus (budgerigar), 4448 nucleotides long. It is a transcript of the gene GGA3, whose product is annotated as golgi associated, gamma adaptin ear containing, ARF binding protein 3. Bases 33 to 2276 code for a protein of 747 amino acids. Gene Ontology annotation, molecular function: ubiquitin binding; phosphatidylinositol binding; small GTPase binding. The record is from RefSeq and is a predicted model, not a curated record. The transcript is spliced from 17 exons. Lineage: Eukaryota; Metazoa; Chordata; Aves; Psittaciformes; Psittaculidae. Gene Ontology annotation, cellular component: trans-Golgi network. Gene Ontology annotation, biological process: protein localization to cell surface; Golgi to plasma membrane transport; intracellular protein transport.